Neopelma chrysocephalum (saffron-crested tyrant-manakin) is the source of this 1183-nucleotide messenger RNA. RefSeq lists its product as uncharacterized. The transcript is spliced from 9 exons. Gene Ontology annotation, cellular component: cytoplasm. NCBI's taxonomy places the organism in Eukaryota, Metazoa, Chordata, Aves, Passeriformes, Pipridae. Bases 182 to 1183 code for a protein of 333 amino acids. The record is from RefSeq and is a predicted model, not a curated record.
CUGCACCCCCAGUGCUGUGGUCCCGCUGGCUGUGUCCGCCCGCUCACAAUGCACGUUUGUGUCUCUGUCCCCCGCCUGGCAGGAGGAGAGAGACAAGGCCACAUUUCUUCAGAGCAUCUCCGUGCUGUGCAGAAGCGCCUUGAUCCACGGCCUGAGCCAGGGCCUGGAUCUGUUCUGUGACAUGUACCAGCUGGCAGAGAACAUCAAGGCGCUACUGGAAGAAGAGCCAAGGGACCACCUGUGCACAGACCUUCGGCAUCUUUCCAUGCUGGCUCUGGAGAAAUUGAGCUUGGUGGACACAGCGCUGGAGGGCAAAGCCAAAAGCCUCCUCUGCGUGUGCUUCUCAAGUGUCUUCUGGCUGCCUGCAGAGAAGGAAAUGCCAAAAGAGGACCUUGCCCUCUAUCUCAAGACCCUGAACUCCAUGGACAGCAUGCUGAGGACAGUGGUGCUCAGCUUUCCUGCCUCUCGGGUCAGCGAGGAGCUGCAGGGCAUCUUGGAGCUGCUGCUGGACUUUACCAGCUGCGAGAGAGAGGCUGUGAGGGAGAGGGCCAUGGCAAGGAUCGAUGUGCUGGCUCGUGUGCUGUCCGACUAUUCCACUCUGCAGGCCCAUGCCAACAACAGAAGAGGGACUUCUGGACCUGUCUGCUCUGGGGAGAUCCAGCUCCCGCUCCUAGGAAAGCUGCUGGGACGUCUCAUCCUUUUCCGAUUCUCUGAGGAGCGGACAAGCUGUGCAGCUUUCCACGCUCUUUUUGCCCUGGCCGAGUUCAUCUUCGAAUCCAGGUCAAAGGACAGAGCAGGCCAAGCCCACUGGGAAGCCGAGACCACCUCCGCGCUGUGUUCUCUGAGCGCCAGGGACUGCGCCAAGGCCUUUGGAAAAUACCUGCGGUCCCACGAGAGGACAGACGUCAUCCUUGUGGCCGUCGAGGCCAUGGGAGAUGCCAGCAUCCUCGACCAGCAGGUGCCCAGCAGCCUGCUGGAUGUGGCCUUGGAAGCCCCGGACGUCUGGCUGACGGACGCCCCCAAGAUAGUCAGCAGCAUCCUUGAGAGCCUGCAAUGCUGCAGCACACAGGCGGCGUGGGAGAAAGCGGAGUCACUCCUUCACCUGAUGACCAACCUGUACCCCACAACAGUGGUCAUCCUCCUGUGCAAGGCGGCUCUUCAAGGAGACAGGUACUGGCCCUGA